AUGAUAACACUCGCACUGUUCGUGUCACUCCUCUUGGCGGUAACAAGGCGUUAUUCUGGUAAGUAUGUCCGUCUGGUUUCUAACAAUUCCAAUUUCAAUUUGACAAUUAACUGAGAGAUUUGUUGCGCUAUUUGGUCAUUCGAGCGCUAUGGUCGAUGUUAGUUUUUUCAAAAACUUUUUAGGAGCGGCCGUGAAUGUCUCUAGUAGGGGCGGCGCAUUUAGACACCCACGGCUGCUUACGGCACAGCUCGUGUUAUCAUCCUCCGCGUUCGGCCACGGCUUACAACACUUAAAACGACCUUGACCGACCUCAUUCAAUAAUUGGCUUGCAUUGUUCAUUACCGUUAAGUCACAAGAGUCAAAAGUGCCCAAUUUCAUCCUAUUUAGCUUUGGAAUGCCCAGAAACGUGGAAAGAAUUUGAAGGCUUUUGCUACAAGGUUAUGGAUAGGCUCGGUUAUCGGCGGAGAUUUGCUUGGUCAACAGCAGUAAGCGGAUGUUUUGGGUUUGGAGGAGACCUGGUAAGCAUAUCGAAUGAAAAGGAAAUGAAGUUUGUCCAUGACACGGCUUUCAAGGACGCAAACCGCACUUCUGUUUGGAUUGGGUUGGCGUAUCGGCAUCAAAAGGGUGGAUAUGUAUGGAACAAUGGAGAAUCGUUUAACAUUUCUGGUUCUGUCCAGUGGCUCAACAUGUCGAGAAUUGUUUAUGAAAAUAAAUGCGUCGAAAUCUUGAAAAAUGGCUGGAACCUCACCGAAUGUUGCAAGGAAAAUAAACAUCUCUUCUGCAAAAGACCGAAAGGUGAGUUGUUCCUGCGUGGGAACUCGACAUUGAAAAUGAUGGAGAAGUUCUAAUCGUACCAGGUACGACCAAAACACAGGUAAAAUUUGAUCCAUUAAGGCGCUUAAACUCUUAAACGGACUUUAGAUAGCCUUUACGCCUUUAAAUUUUAGGCGGGCUAGAUUCCACCCUGAUAUUUGGCUUUUUCCAUUUGUCUUCUCCUUUUGUUUCGCAGUCAUUUUAACCUCAAUUAUAACCUUGCUGGGUUAACGGAGCUUUUUUGGUGGUUACAAUGCAGUUUUUGACAGAUGACCAGCCACGCCCAUAAUUAUGCAAAUUUUACAUGUUAGAAUUAUCACACCCAAACACAUAUUAAAGAUCCUAAUUUUUCUUGUAUUCUAUUUUUAAAAAAUGAAAUAUAACAACUGAUUGAUUACCGGGAAAUUUUAGAAUAUUAUAUUCCUUGUUCUCUGAUUCUCGUCCCAGUCUCUCUAACGUUUACAGCUGUGCCAUGAUUCUUAUUGGUUUCAAACUAUUUGCUCUGUAAAUGUUUCACUAAUGAGGUCCAUUGGCCUGUUCUGCUGGUUGGUUUUUCAAUGGAGUAUCUUGCUACAAGGACAAUGGAAACGGUACCUGGGAAGGUGCACGACAAGGGUGUACUGUUUCCGGAGGUCAUUUAGUGAAGGUUGAUGAUGAUAAUCAAAAACGAUUUUUGAUUCACUUCAUGGAAGUCACCGGUCUGAAGAAAACCAGCUUAGAUGUAAGUAUCGAGUCACUAACUCUUCGGGCCUCAUGAUCGAAUGAUCAGCAUGAAAUUUCUCCAUGUAAUAUUAAUUCAUUAUAAAACAUAUUAGUCACAAGAAUUAAUUGUAUAAGAACAUGAUCACCCGAGGUAAAUGUAACUGAUUCUUACUACAAUUACUCUUCCUACCACAUCUGUAGGAAACGUGUAAGGACAGGAAAUGGGCAUUUAACUUGAGAUGUUAGGUUUUUUAUGCAGUUGAUAGAGCACGCUUAAGGCUAGGGUAAUUAAUUAUAAGAAGAGAUUUCAAAGAGGAAUGCGGAGAAAUCGCAUCUUCUGUGUAGUUCGUGUCACAGACCCAAUUGAAUCAGUGAUGUAGAUCGUAGACAGUUUUUAUUCCAUUUUCAUCUAUAUCUGUAUCUUGAAAAACGCAAAUGUUCAAAAGACCACGUUUCUCAUGCUCAGUUACUUUGGCAUAACCUGAGAUCAGGCUAUUAAUUGUCCGCCAUAUUGCUUUGAUAUGUUUGCAUGAGGUCUGGGUCAAAGUGACCUUUGAUUGGUUCAGGGCCUUGUACUUACGCAUGUGCUUAUGUCAACCCAGUUUUAAACAGUCAAAGCUACGACAUAAGCAUAAGCACAAGGACAACGAACUUGUCCGUUUUUCUUGUGCUUAUGUUUAUGCUUAUGUCGACCCAGUUUUCACUUGCUUACACCCGUGCUUGUGCUUAUGCUUAUGUGCUAGUGAAAACCAGGCUUAAGAAAAUUCUUGGCCGAGAAGUUAUCAUGAUGAUAAGCCUGGUUUUCACUAGCGCAUAAGCAUAAGCAUAGGUACAAGCACAUGUGUAAGCAAGUGAAAACUGGGUCGACAUAAAGCAUAAGCAUAAGCACAAGAAAAACGGACAACGAAGUUCGUUCUUCUUGUGCUUGUGCUUAUGCCCAUGUCGUAGCUUUGACAAGUGAAAACUGGGUCGACAUAAGCACAUGCAUAAGCACAAGGCCGUGGACCAGUGUAGGCCACUUUGCCCCAGGCCUCAUGCGAACAUAUCAAAAGCAAUAUGGCGGACUCUUCGUCCGCCAUCUUGUUUAUCAUUGGGUUGAGGAGAGUUGGUACCGAGAAUUGAGUCAAAUAUGCCAUUCUGCGCGCGCGAAUGUCCUUUUGCUGACGCUUAUGUGCCAGUCAAAACCAGGUUUAACAAACUGAAAAAAAGCUUUUUCAAAACAUCCUUGUCGCCAUGGUAACGAUCGAAAUCUUACUUCUAAAAUGUCAAAUUUAUUGUCCUUAGUAAAAGUGUAUUCUGUCCAUACCAAAUAUGAGCCUCAACGAGUCUUGAAUGACACUCCCAUUAUCAAACUGUUUACAACCACCUUAAUUAAUUGUGGUUUUUGUAGUAAAUUGUUCCAUUUAAUAUUUUUUCUGUAUCCCUUGUAAUUCCUUUAUACAGCACGUAUGGAUUGGCCGAAAAGGUGAUUCGAAUUGUUUGCAACUGGAGACAAACACUGGAAUGAUAGAAAAGGCGAAGGACUGUAACUACAAAAAGAACUACAUUUGUGAAAUGCCAGCGUCAACAACAAGUACGUUUUCUAUCAUCCACAUCGAGGUUACACCUAGCACAUUAUCGCAAGAGACCAAGCUCAAUACGAGAGCCCUGAACAACCUUAUUUUACUUAGCUAAUUAUUUAUUCAUACAGCAAAACCACAUAAGACAUUGUAUGAAAAUUAUUACUUUUUCUCCACAAUUGGGCGAAAUGUGCAUUAUGUUUUUCCUAUGAAGCUUUUGUUUAGUAUUUUCAGGUUAAAGUCUAUCAAAUUUGAGUGAAUGACUUCCAGUUUAGUAAAAGCUCCGCUUUUAGGCUUGUCUACAAGUUAUAAUUUCACGCUUUUGCCCCAGACUUUGAGGUAAGUGACCUUGUCAGAGAUACUCGAUGGUUUUAAAGGCUUGUAUUAUUCUGCAUCUAUCUUCAGGUAAUGUUUGUUAUGAGUACCCUAGCAGGAAUUACUCUGCUCCCAUUAAAGUCAGCUGUACUCUUCCAGAAAACCUUUGUUUCAAAUAUGACAAUACAACGGCAAACGGCGAAAAAGUCACCAUUCAAGGCUGUAUAUCCGCUGAUCAAUGCAGACAAUUUGAUGGUCAUCAUUUGCACUGUUGUGAAGGAGAUAUGUGUAAUAGUGGUAAGUAAGCUCAAGUAUAAUGGACACAAAAUAACUAAAAAUUGUUACUUUAGGUCCGCCGUGCCAUGUUCCCCAGAAACAGGGAAAACUUAGUUUAUUUUAACGAGGAUCCAUGGAGGAGGAAUAGCCAUGAUUUUAAGAACCUUUUUGUAAGUUUUCACAAGAUAAUGCACCUGUUUUAAUCAGUGCAUACUCGCACGUUUCCUAUGCCAUUUAUAAUGCAAUACCUUUCCUUGCAGUUAAGAACACCACGAUACCUGAACCCGAAAAUCCGACCCGCGCCAUUUCUAAAGUCAUUUACAUCUCACUUGGUAUCACCUCCGCUUUUUUGCUACUGUCCGUGGCUAUUGUUGUCUGGUGCUACAGAAAAAAGAAGCUAAAGACUAUUGAAAGGUUUGUGCAUCUUUUAAUUUGCUAACGACGUUGUUCGGCGUAAUUUUUUCUCUAGUUGAAGGUGUAUCAAAAACACUUAUAUAAACAAAAUUUUACUUUCCUAGUAUUUAAUUUUAGCGCGAUGUUAUUGGUUAGAUUACGUCACGUGGCCACUUAGAGCGUCGUGCACCCGCCAUUGACAGUUGCAACGAGAACAAUCAAGCAUUUUGUUUUAGCCAAGGGGCUGAAAACCUAAAAAAGACAGAAAGAAGAGAACCUGGAGAAGAAUAUCUUGAAAAAUAAAUUGAAAAUUGACUUGACUGAUAAAAAAAUGUUAUUGCGUUCGACGUCGAGAGAACGCAACCUAGACUCAACGCCCAAGAGCUUGAGCACAAACAUUCAGCGCAAACAAACUCAAUUUUUGGUAGUCUGGGUGAAUUGCCGAAAACGAUAGGUUGAAGGCUAAUGGCUAAAGUCCUUGGUUGACAACUUUCUUCUGAGAUGCCUCUUUCUUCCAGCUGUUUAUUUUGACAGACAAGCGCUGUUGAGCCUAUCUGGGACCAAAAGUUAUCUCUCAUAUCAACACGAUAUCAAACUAUGCCCAGUCGGUGAGGUUGCAUUUUUGGAAGGCAAAGGCCGGUUUCGAGAAGCGGCGUUUCACUUCUAAUCGGGUAUGGCAAAUUUCGUUGUGACGUUUUCUCACUCAAAAAUGGGCUUGUAGAGAAAACGUGUUCAGCAGUACACAAAAGGGCAAGGGCUGGUUGAGUCGGAUGAAGCUUCAUUCAUCAAUGAAAUUACCCUUGCAUUAAAAUGAAAAAUUUAUGUUAGAUGCCGUUUACACGGGACCGGACAAAUAUUUCAACGAAUGAUUAAGGCUUUUCCCGUGCAACCCUUUUACACUGUGGAACCGUGCAAAUUCUGUAUCAAAUUUCAGUAUGAUUUGCCGUUCAAAAACUUGCACUGUUCGCAAGUUCCGUGUAAACGAAAUGCGGCUUUGUGCAAGUUUUUGUCCGUUCAUAUGUCCUGAUGUGUUUAAUUUAAACGUGGUCUUAAGUUUCUUUAAACUGUCACCAACCCUGUUGGGAAUUGUGUCCAAAAUAGUUGCUAUCCAACACACUCACAGAAGGUGUUUAUUCCUUUCCUCACAGUACAGCACACUCUCAUAACAAAAUAAUUCUCUUUUACUAUCUCCUAUUGUUCUACUAUUUUACUAUGAAUCAUGAGGUUUUCAGCUUCGCUUUCAAUUCCAAGUUCAGUGCUAUCAGAUUCUCACGUGUAAUCUAUCACUUAACACCUCUUUUAAAUCAACUGACUAAAAUCAAACAGAACUCAAAUCAUGUUUACAAAGGAGAUUGGUUAUUAUUUCCGACACUCUCCCCCCAUAUGUCUACCUUUAGGUGACAUAUGUUGCAUUUAUCUCUAGAAACCAUAUCAUACUAAACGUUCUUCUGAGUCAAAACGAUAACAGAAAACGAAAUGAUUCUCAAACUCGCUACAGAGUCGGUGUUCAAUCAUUUCAGUUGGCUUGCUCUUUGUCAGCAAUAUCUUGCAUUUGUACUCUCGCUGCAAUUGCAGCGUCACGGGUAGGUCUGAACUCUCGAACCUACGGGUUUAGCUGUUCCUGAGUUAAUUUGUCAAAGGCGCCCGCUCGCACGACAGUUCUAAGGGCUAGAGGUGGUUUAGCAGCGGCUCUGACUUGGAAACGGUGACAACCAUAACAGUGUUUUAUUACUCUCUUGGUCAGACGUCUGAGCCCCGGCACCCAAUGACGCUCUCCGAUCCGCGCCACUGUUAAACUUACUCCCCCAUGCUAUGUACGGCUUCAAAGAGUUUCACUGUGUAGGGGUGCUUGUCAGGCAGGUAUACCGGGUAAUGUACCUGUACACGACCUCGACAUAUGAGUAUCCCCUGGUCGUUUUCUUCUAAACCCAGUCUUUGUCGAUCGUCUGUCACAUCAUCGCUUUGAAUCCCUUGAGGGCGCUUGGUCCAAAACAGGUGCUGGUUUUUAAUCUCGUCGGUCGUCAAUGGACCCAUCAUUCUUUCUUGUUUCUUCAGGCGUGAAUUCCGUAUGAAUCUGGCGGUCCAGGCGACAAUCCUCAACAUUGAGCCACCCAGUUGACGCAGUGGCGCCAUUAAAAAGUUCUUUGGUAAUUUUAGCCUAUGCUUGGCUCUCAGGAGUGCGACUUGUCACGAUGUCUGUAGGCCACUUUUCUCUGUCUGAAAGCCAUUGCAUUCCUUGCCACCACAGCUUGCUGUCAUCUACUUGCCCUCCUCGACUUCCCAGGUCUGCCGGAAUUUCGUUAGUGGGUACGUGGCGCCAAGUAAUCCCUGAAUGCUCUUGUGUUUUCAUCGCUCUGCUAUGAGCUCUUUGUACUCGCGGCCACCGUUUAUCCAAUGGAGAGCCACUGAGCUAUCCAGCCAUCCAUAGCGCCGUUAACAGGAAACCCUUCAAGCGCCUUCUCUACGUUUAUGAUAAGGUUCGUUGCCAUAUGUGCCGACACCAGCUCUAAUCGCGGAAUGGUCAGCAUCUGCUUUGCUAGUCGAGCCUUUGCAGUAACCAAACCCUGGCUCACCCCUGAUGGCUGUCUCGCAACUGCAUGGACUGUUGCACACACUCCGUUCUUACUCGCAUCUCCGAAUACAUAGAGCUCAAUUCUUUCAAUCUGCUCUUGGGCACAUGUCAGAGCCCUUGUUACCAUGACCUCGGCUGGUAACUCUUUCUUCCAUCGUGUCCAUUGGCUUGCUAGUGGUGGGGGUAGCGGUGCAUCUCAGGCCACCUUCACGUUGCAAACAUCUCUGUAGAUGAACUUUCCCUUGAUAGUUACCGGCGCCACGAGACCGAGGGGAUCGUAAAUUCUUGCCAUAUUACGUGUCAUAUUGAGGCAUAGUAGCACCUAUCUGAUCUCCUUGUUUGUGCCACGCGAGUCCAAGAAAACUGCCGGUCUUUGCUUUUGUUUUGCCGAGCUGCUGUUUGGCAAAGUGCCCUCGUUUUCCACCCCUCUUUCACUCUCUUCUAACUCGGCAACAUUCGAGUGCCACUAGUGCAGCUUGAACUUAGCAUCUUCGAAGAUUCUUAUGGCUCCCUCUUUCUGUCGUAGAUCGUUCCCGUUCCACGAUGUGCUGACUUUGCACAUUUCACAGGAGUCACAGGACGAUUGUCUUCAUGUGGACUUUUUGACCGUUUCAAAUUAGCACUAUGGCCAACUUUGAGACAGAAUUUAUGAACUUUUGAAGCUUUUUGGCUCGUCCAGGCGAUAAACAUGACAAAAAGAUCAGCAAUUGCUCUUCGACUCCCAGGCUGGUCCAAGCUCACGAUUCUGCUGUGAGUCUCACGAUGUUUUAACGUUUCUCACGACAAGACUCCCAAUCUCAUGGGUUUUUUUUAGUGAGAUAUCAUUCUGAAAUGAAAUGUUUCUUUAUUCAAUAAAAACGGAAUUGUUUACUGUUGCUGAAUCGUAAUUGCUUCUCCUCAUGCAAACGCCGAGAAUCGCAAGCUGCAAGACUAGACUUCGCGACGGUUUUGCGAGACACUUGUCGACCAUAUGUUCUUCAAAUGCGACGAAAUGAGUUAAAGUACGGCUUUUACUAUCAAAACCAUGCUUGCUUUCCUCGAAUAUAUCUGUCAAUUCUUCAUAAAUAAAGCUCGACGGGCUUCAAACAGCGUCGACCGGCAGAAGUUCUCGGGCGAAAGUGUUAAAGAUGAUUAAUUUAUCAAGCGACUUCAAUAGAUAACGCGUUGACCCUCCAGGUCGGAGGUCCGAGAUUCGACUCUCGCCCAGUGGGUUAAUUAGGCACCCUUUGAUUGCCACUUGUUGCCUUAUUGCUAAAUCCCUUUCGUCCGCUUCCUUUAGAAAUGUCUCGUGCUCUUUCGCCAAAGUGGUGACCUGCUCAUGUGAUUCUCCAUUUGCAAAUUUCAGCUCCAUAAUGGAUUCUUUCACUGUAUGAGCGGCCUGCAAUUUUGACGUCAAUAGCGCUUUGUGUCUUGAUAUCGCUUGAUAUCGCUUCUGUGUUUUGAGAAACUAUCACUCCAUCAUUUUUGUCUAGCGAAAACUUGAUAGACUCAAUCUUCCGGUUAAAUUCUUUCAUUAGUUCCUCCAUCGCGUUAGCCCGUGUAGUUUUGGCGUCGUUUUUGUCGCCUGGUAAAUAUACUCAGUAUUAAAAUUCCUAGCCUCCCACGCAGGCGUUUUUAGGCGAGGGAUGAAAAACGUGCUCCCCUAAAAACGCCUGUAUGGGAGGCUAGAAAAUUCCCUGAUCGCAUCCGCUGUGUACUUGAAUUUCCGUAAAUGCCUUGCUCUUGUUCGAGGCAAAUCCCUGUGUGUCCCGUCGGAGGUGCCCGCACUUGAGUUGGAAAUUGCCUCCAAAUAGUUGUUAUCCAACACACUCACAGGAGGUGUUUAUUCCUUUCCUCACAGUACAGCACACCCUUAUCACAAAAUGAUUCUCUUUCACUACUCCCUGUUGUUCUACAUUUUAUUGUCAAUCACGAGGCUUUCAGCUUAGCUUUCAAUUCCAGAGUUCAGGGCUAUCAGGUUCUCACGUGUAAUCUAUCACUUAAGACCUCCUUUAAAUCACGCCACUAAAAUCAACAUGUUUGCAAAGGAGAUUGGUAAUUAUUUCCGACAACCCUACAACUUCGUUUGCCUGAAAAUUUGUCUGUUAAUUUCUUGUCAUAAAUUGGCAGAAACGCAUACGGAAAGGCAAGUCCGAUGCUCCUGUUCAAUGCGUUGUCCAUUGGUUUCUCUAUACGUCCACGUCUGCACAAAUAGUCGUGUACAAGCCAAACGUCUUAGCGCUGGUAUGUUUUUCAGAUUGAAAAUAUGGUGCUUAAACUGAUAACAGCCACCGCUAUCAUUAGGAUUACCCACGAGCGUUUUUUAAUUAAUAACAACCUUAAUUCAGCUUUUAUUAUGUCCUUUUUCUCCAGAUCACCUGAUUCACAACCCUCUGAUAAGUGGGAAAUGGUGCCUGAGCGAAUAGAAUUCGAGGGAGAGCUAGGGAGAGGAGAGUUUGGUGUUGUUUACAAAGCAACCGUUAGAAAGAUGGAUGAGAUGGAGGCGUUGGUCACUGAGACUUCCAAAUGGCCUUCAUCAUCCACGAAGCCGAAGGCACCACAGGUGGUGGCUGUCAAAGUUUUACAUGGUAAGAAAUAUUUUAAUAUACAAAACAAGAGAGAAAGCCGUAAGCGCUAAUUGAAUUUGUAACUUAUUUUCAGUUGUUUAUAUGCAAAAGAAACGAAUUCUUUUUUAUUUCUUGUUUGGACCUUUCUGAGACCCCAAUAGAAAAUCAGUCGAAAAAAUCAAAUUUUUUUUAUUUCGUUUGCUUUGGUUCUUGUUAGUAUUGUUGUUGUUGUCGAUUAUUCUUUUCACCACUGUUCUUCUUCGAAAACAACGGCUAAGGCCUGAUGAUAAAUAGGGUAGGAGCUCAAGGUAGCAUGCCUGACUGUUCCAGAUAGCGCAUCUCCUCCAAGGCUGCUAUCUAAGAAGAUGGGGUGGUAAAGUGACUAUUAAACUGAAAUGCACUUAGAAGGAAUAAUCUCCCUGUCCUUUUGUGCAUAGGAGGAUGCGUGCGAUAAAAAGGGAUGAAUAUCUGUCAUGCAAAUAAAAAGUCUAGCACUGAAAUAACAUGCUGGCACAGGAAGAAUGAAGAAGACAUAAUCAUUUUAUCAAAUUGUCUUUAGAUGAUCCAUCUGACGCACAGAUAGAAGAGUUCAUGUUUGAGAUUGAACAAAUGAAACUGUUAGGCUCACAUAAGAACGUUGUAUCCAUGGUUGGAUGCUGCACGCUUGAAGAGAAAAUGUUCCUGGUCAUAGAAUACGUACCGUGUGGUGACCUCUUGACGUGGCUACGCCGCAGAAGAAAAAAGGUAAGAAAAUCAUUGCAGCGUGUUCUCGUGUUCUGAAAGGGUAGACCACCAUUUUGUAUGACUAUAUAACUACCAGCCAUAUCAUGUAUUGAGACUAUUGCAGAUUUACAUCUGCGACGAUGCCAAUUUCAUACCCGAUAAAGUCCUUGUUAUUGAAAUCAUAAGAUUUUUUUAAAAACUUCUUACAAAGAGAAAAUACUUUCUCUCGAGAUUACUCAGUGCUUAAGGGGAAAUAUUUCAACAUUAUCAUGUAUUUGACUGGAUUUGAUACAAGGUGCCUGCACUCACUCUACUGGACAGCCAAGUCCAAGGAGCAAGACCUCAUCCUCACCACCCAUGAAACUCACUCCCCCAAGCUCUGCCAGUAGUGUUACGAUUAUGAGUCACAGCAUUUAUUUGGCUGGGCUAGCUUACAGGGAAACUUCCUUGACUUCUGAACUGUAUUCUGGCUUGAAAAUCUAUCAAAGUGACAAAAUCUCCCAUACCUACCCCCUACUUUUGACACAAAAAGCCACCCACCCAUCCUCUACUAGGUCCGGACCAAAGCUCUCUGCUAAGCUCUCUGGAUUUUUUUGGCUUCCCUGGCUUGAUGCCCGUGUUCAAGCGAAAACUUUGCGGGCACCUUCAGGCCAAGUCACACAUGUAUUGGUCUUUAUUUGUUACGAAACUGAUAACGUUGCUUGCUGGAAGUCUAGAUCAACGAACUUAAAGCCUCCGAGAGAUCAUAUGCUGACAAAGAGGUUCUGAAAGAUCAGGAAGAGAGCAGAGAAAAGGUAGGCUUGUUAACAAAAUGUGCUGAUUCAAUAUUUUAUCUAUUCUUGUUUGACCCUGAUAUUUUUUCUUUUCUUCAAAGUCCCCAAACCGUUUGUUGUUUGUUCCCUGUGUCUGAUUGACGGCUCAUUGUACGUAAUCAAAGACUUAAUUAAGGGAGCUUUCCAAAAGUCAGAACUGGCCGGCCAGACCAUAGCAGGCACCAGUCACUUUGACAAUGAAACAUGCUUUUUUCCAAGAGCUUUUGUUAAAACACCAUUUCCUUUGUGCCUGCUAUUUGGGAUCUGACUGAUAGUUCUGAUUAAAAGUGAAAUUCUCAUUAUGACUGGAAUGGUCUGGCUGGUCAGUUCUGACAAAUGGAAAGCGUCCUAAGAUUAAAUUAAGACACUGAAAUUGUUUCCAUGCUUGUAAAAAUCACCAAAAAGUUUUUAUGUUUAAUGCCCUCUGAUAAAAUUUGUUUGAUGUCUUUUUUGUGGGGUGGUAUAAGAGGGAGGGUGGAACACUCUUAUAGGGUGGAUUGAACGGUCUUUCCUUCUUCGCAGCAAAAACAAGCAGGCAUACUUUUGAAGAAAACGGCAAAGGAAGAGCAGGCUCAGGUCACCAUGGAAAUGAUCUCAUUGCGCCAGAGUGGCGACCCAAAGGACAUGGCGUCUGCCACUGACAGUCUCCCUGAUGUAAGAAUUUUAAUAAACACACUCAAGCCACAAGCGGCCUUUUCUCCAUCCUUGGAGGCCUAGCGGCAGUCAGGUGGUUCGGGAGAAAACGUUUGAGCCCCUGUUUACGGACUCUCACCAGACCAUUCUCAAACAAUCCAGCGAGUACUGACUCCUGAUUGGGCACACAAAAAAAUGCUUUGUAUUAUUUUGCCCAAUGGGCGAACAUGGGCUCCUAUUUUCUUUUUGUGUGUUCGUACACGACGGCUAUUAUCUCGCCAUACUUGUCCGGUUCUUUCACCAAGGUUUGAUGUGCAAGGGGAAUCUUGGCUUUUCCUACUUUGCCCCUACAAGAAACGGAGGAAAAACUGAUGAAUUCGGAAGACGUUUCAGAUGCUAUCAGCAGGACCGUUCCAAUUUGCUCCUAGACCAUUCUGUCACAAGGUAUCGUAAAUGAUAUUUACGAUGGCGUGAUCGAUAAGGAUCGAUGCAAGCUUGAAUACGUGUUGUAAGCUCAAGUUUAUGUUUUUGGAUAAGCAUCUUUUAAAUACCCUUACAUACGUUUCCAAAUUUAGUUUUCGGGUAGACAGUUACAGUUUUUUUUAAUUCAUGGACGGGUUUUAUAUCGAACUGAAACUUUCCUGACGGCGUGUAUUUCUUUAGUGCAAGAGCCAAAGAACUAUCAUAAUGGCGAGACAAUAGCUAUCGUGUACGAACACACGAAAAGAACUCGCGAGAUGCUGUUUAUCGAUUGGGCACAAUAAUACAAAGCAUUCUUUGCACACAAUCAGCUUGACCGUUUGGAAAUAGUUUAGUAAGGGUCGGCACCCAAGGGCUCUUCCGCCCUUUCUUGAAAACUAUUUUUGCCGCGCCUUUUCUCCCGACCCGACCGACUGCCUCUUGCUCUCGGAAGAUGCCUUGUCUCGCGAUACGAAGGGUGUAACAUGAUAUAUUUCAUUCCUAAGAGCAUAGGGCGAAGCGAAAGGUGACGUUUCGGUGACUGAAGAGAUAUCACGUAACGAAAGACUACUGUUAUUGAAUUAAAUAUCGUGGGUUUUGAAGAAUGAUAAAUAAAACUUCCAUCUUAUUUCAGUGGAACUUUAAAUGAACAAAUUCAACUCCUCUCUGUUCUUUUGUCAGUCGAAUUACAUAGUUUUAGCACAGGUAUCCCGAAACUCAUAGAAGAUAACUAUUAGUGCAUAAGAUUUUAUAUCAUGAUUUAAAUUGGAUCUUAAGAAAAUAAAAUAGUAAGAGGAAAAAGGCAGUAGUCUGCCUAAACUUGUGUGAUACUUUAAUUUUUAGUUACAGACAGUAGCUUCUAACAAUGUAAUGUUCCAAUUUCCCUACAUAUAAAUUAAACUCCUUUUUUAAAAAUCAUUUAGCAUAGGUUCGCCUUUAAUAAUGAGGCUAUGGACGAUGAGCAUUCUGCACACAAGGAGCAAGUGAACAUUGCACAGCAAAGCGACAAACAUGCCGUUGUUGAAGUGAUUCCCUCAACUUCCGCUAAAAAUCAAGUAAGAAGUUUUAUAAUUAUUUACAACUACAAGUAAUGCAGGUAUCGGUAUGUGGGUACAUGGUAUACUUCGUGCAUUUGGUACCUCAGUGUCAUAAACGUCCCUACCCUGCAAUGCACAGUUCCGGGUAGCCCUUGGGAAAGGUGUAGCACCCGUUAGCCAUGUCAGGGUCACGACACUGUUACCUGGCAGUCAGGUUUUUGUUUUUGCCAUAGGCUAAGGGAGCCACCCCUACAGAAAACGAGCCCACCGCUGGAAGGUCUGGCGCUCCUCCAGCAUCCCUUGCUUGGAUUUGUCUCAGUGAGCCUAGCAAAACAUUGAUUUGAUAAACACUGCAAACUUCCCUACAUACUUGCUCGGUCCUCGCCCGGAUAAACAAGGGCCGCGUCCCCCAGUGAUCAACCAUGUAGGAGUUGAUAAGUCAGCUACUGGAAGUCUCUUAAUAUGCAAGAUAAACACUGUGGUGUCAACUUUUAACAUCCGUUCACUCAACUCCAUUGAGAAGAUUGGAGAGCUUACCGUGCUGGCAGAGGAGAAAGGAAUAUCUGUUGUUUGUCUGCAGGAACAUCGAAAAUUUCACGAUAGUGCGCACGUGCACUGUACUGAUGUCUGCAAAGGCUGGAUCUUGGCCAAUUUCUCGUGCUGGAAGAAGUUCAUGAACAGUUGCGUGGGAGGAGUGGGUAUGCUACUAAGCCUCUCUGCUCACAACUCCCUAGAGGGCAAUAUUGUGGUAGUGAAUAACCGGACCAUUGUGGCAAACUUUAGUGGCAACCCUGCUACUACCAUUAUAUGCUGCUACAGCCCAACGAACUGCUCGGGUGACAGCGAUGCUCUAGACUUCUACAACACACUCUCUGAAGUAAUAAAGAAGCUACCUGGACAUAACCUUAAGAUCAUAUGUGGUUAUAUUUGAAUGCACAAAUCAGUCCCUUAGACUGUAAUGGGCUCAGCUUUGGGAAAAAGACGUUUAUGUUGGAUAUGGCCAAAUGGUUGCAAAGCCAAACUCGAUUAUAUACUGGUAAACAGGAAAUAGUGGAACAGUGUCAAAGACUGUCAGGCAUAUGACUCUUUAAUUCAGUACAGUAUAUUCAGACCAUAAGAUUGUCGUAACUAAACUACGCCUCAGUUUGCUAGCCAAUGGGAAAACAACUGACAAACGUAGCCAUUCGGUAAGAGAGGCUUAUACUGUGGAAGUUAAGAAUCGCUUUGAGGCCCUGUACGAGAUAAAGGAAAAACACACUGUGAACGAUCUGUAUACUACAAUGAUCAAGGCCCAAAUGGAUGCAGCUUAAAGAAGUGUAUUCCUAAGAAGAAACCAGUGAAAAAAAGAGUGCCGUGGGAGAAAGAACUUGUCAAGGAGAAAAGGAACGAGUUGAAGAAAGCCUAUUUGAAAAAUGUCUCCCCAACUCUGACAAUGCGAACUACCUAAAACAAACGAAAGAGGAACUUCAAGCUGCAUAUGACAGCGAACAAGUGGAAUAUCUGGCCCAGAAGUGCGCUGAGAUUGAGGACGCUGCAGUGCAGCAUCAGGUAAAAAGAGUAUGGGAUACUACUAAUGAGAUAACGGGAAGGACUUCGUCAGCUACAGGUCGUCUUAAAGGCAAAACUGCUGAAGUGAGGCUGGAAACGUUGCCAACAAGAAGGCACCUGACAUAGAUGAAAUCCCAGCUGAAGUAUAGAAAAGUGGCUUACUCAAUGACCAGUUGCUAGACAUGUGUAAUACGAUGCUUGAAGGUAGCGGAAAAUCUGAGCUAUGGUCCAAGAGCAUUAUAAACCCUGUACCCAAAAAAGGGCGAUCCUAGUGAACCUCAUAACAAACGUGGUAUUGCUUUAAUUCAAACAGCAGCUAAGAUCUAUAAUAGAGUGCUUCGUAACAGGAUCCGCCCCUACUUAGACCCCUUCUGCGCACAAAUAAAAACUGGUUCAGACCAGGAAGAUCAACAGUUGCUCAGAUAUUUACUCUUCGAACAUUGGUAGAAGGCAUAUAGGCCAAGAAUCUAUAACAGCAGUUCUUACUGUUGUGGACUUCAAAAAGGCGUUUGACACGGUGAACAGAGACAAAAUGUUUGAAAUUCUGAAGGCUUACGGCAUCCUAAAUCAAAUAGUCUUGGCUAGGGCGUCGAUGUAUUAUAACACUGAAGCCAUUGUUUGCUCACCUGGUGGAGAAACAGAUUUCUUUGCUUUCCAUGCUGGAGUACUGCAGGGUGACACGUUAGCUCCGUUCGUGUUCAUCAUAGCAUUAGACUAUGCAAUGAGAACCGCAAUUGAAGGCUAAGAAGACCUGGGAUUUACACUGACUGGGAGAAGAAGUCAUCGCUUUCCCGCAGUUAUGAUAACUGACAGAGACCUUGCUAACGAUAUCACAUUGAUUUCAGAUAACUUGGAUAAAGCCCAAUCACUGCUAGAGGGAGUUGAAACUGCUGCCAAAGAAGUUGCUCUGCACAUUAACACCGGCAAGACCGAACACAUGGCCUGUAACCUCCGACACAGGGCGACCUUACUACCCUAGACAAUUCAAAGCUAAGACAAGUGGACGAUUUCAAGUACUUAGACUCUUGCAUAGAUCAAACGAAGAAAGACUUCGAGAUCCGUAAAGGAAAAGCUUGUGCCGCUAGCAACAAACUAACAGCGGUGUGGAAAUCAACCUCAACAGAGAUCUAAAGACACGUUUCUUUAGAGUUUUAGUUGAAUCUGUUCUGUUGUACGGGUCAGAGAGUUUGACAUUGACUACUACAGUGGAAGAACAAAUUGAUGGCUGCUACACAAGGCUGCUACAUGCUGCUCUAAACAUAAGCUGGAGAGAUCAUAUAUCAAACGAGAAGCUCUACUGGGAUCUGCCUCCAAUUUCAGCAAGUCUCCAGAUACGUCGACUGCACAGUUUAGUGUAGUGCCUGAUCCAGACCUUGAGAUAAGGGGGGAGCGGCCAUCCAGAUCCUUAGAUAAGGGGGGCGGGGGGCGAGAGCUCGAAAUAAGUAGACAACUCUUUUAAUUUUUAGUUUCGACUAAAGAAGAACGCAACAUAAUAGUCGCUGUAGGUCCUCUGUCACUAUAGCGGUCAUGAUAUUUUCAUCGUUGGUGUACUACUUCUGCGCAUGCGCCUUCUUGAAUUACGUCACAACCUGUCGCUUCAAUGCUAUUUUAGUUGUAGACUCGACACUGGCCGUGGCUUCCUGGGUAAACUUCGCACGGUGAAGCCACCAGGACCUUCUUUAACUGUCGUGGUUUAGUUCAUCCCAGACAUUUUGACAACAGACUGCUAAAGGGAGGAUACGUGUUUGAUAGCUGUAAACCUGCCACUUUUAAGCUAAACACAGAGAAACUUCAUGAUUGUCAAUUACGUCUACUUGGUUAAACACCUGUUCUUGUACUCACAUUUAGCUCAAACAUUUUGUCAGUGUUUUUUCUUUGAGAGUGAUUAAUUGUCAUAUUGUGCCGACCCUGACAUCAAAGCAACCCUCGCAACAAACCUGAGGACAAGAUCGACAGCCUACCGACUGAAAAUAAUGCAAUGAAAGCCUAGGGUAAUUUUAGAGAUGCAGCAUUCGAUUUUACAAAUUAACACUUGAACAGAAAGAGCGAAAACAUCAGGACUUGUUUGAAACCAACAACGCAGAAAACGCCUGCCUUCUGAAGCAAAAGCAGGAAGCAUUUACCAAAUGGCUUUAAGAAAAGACCUCAACUGCCAGGCCCGAUCGCCUCAAGCACCUUAGAAAAAAAGUCAAACUGAGUUGAGACAGAUGAAGGAUAAGUGGUGGCAACACAAGGCUGCAGAGCUGGAGCAAUAUUCAGACGUGCACAACUUUAAGAGGUUCUUCGAGGGCUUGAAGACUGUAUAUGGUACCUUUUCAAUGCCAUGGCUCGUGCCCCAUCUUCUGAUGGAACCAUGCUUACAGGGAAGUCUGAUAUCGUUCAAAGUUGGUGUAAAAUCUUUAGCUAACUUCUCAACAGAUCGACCAGUGAGCCAUGCAAGAUAUGCUUCAGCGCCCGGUUCUAAGCUCUCUUGACGAUCCCCCAACACUGAAGGAAACCCAUAAAAAAAUAAGCAGCUCCAGGCUGGGAAAGCACCUGUUGUUGAUGAGAAACCUCCAAAAAUCUUUAAGGAGGGAGGAGAGGUCAUCACCGUCAAGCUCACUGAGUUGAUGCAGCAGUUUUGGGUCAAGGGCUCAGUGCCUAGGGACUUCAAGGACGCCAACGCCAUCCACCUGUACAAAAACAAAGAUGACAGAGCAUCCUGUGACAACCACAGUACAAAGGUAUCUCGCUGUUGAGUAUUCAAGGAAAGAUCAUGGCACGCAUCAUACUAAGCUGUAUCACACACCACCUCCUGGAUGAUUUUCGUCUGCGAGAGUCAGUGUGCCUUCAGGAGAAACAGAGGGACAAUCGACAUAAUAUUCCUCGUAGGAAAGAUCAAGGAAAAGUGCCGCGAGCAGAAUCAGAGCCUGUACAUCCUCUUUGUUCACCUGACCAAGGCCUUUGAUACCGUCUUUUGGUGGGUUGGACGUGUGGUUUGAAUGGAAGACACGCACUUCCCGAAAAUGGUCCUCUUCCCUUAGGUCACCAGCGGCGCACGUAGCAUUGGACACCCACUAAAGAGGUUGAAAGACAGCCAGAAACAAAAAACUGAAUCGAAUCCCACUCUAAGAUAUGAAACCUUCGCCACAGACUGCAACGCCUGGAGAAUGGCCGUCCACAAGGGGCUGCAUGGUUGCCAUCAGACCUCGCUGUUGGCCGAGUUCUAGUGGCGCGUUAGCUGCGUCUUAGCGAUUGAGUCGAUCUAUAUGGUUUCUUCGAGUUGUUUAAGCUAGACCAUUAAUGAUUUUGUUUUUUAAUUUUCGUAAGGAUGGGGAGUGGAAAGAAAAGGACAAAGAACUACUACGCAGCCAACAGGUAACAGGAAAAAGUCAAGCAAAGCCUUCACCCGCCAUGCCACCUGUAAUCGAAAGCAUAAACGAGGAUCUCAGCAGUGAUGAAGAAGACGAGGAGGAGAACUUUCGAACCAAACAACUCUUUUUAUUUGCUUGGCAAAUUGCUAAAGGAAUGGUAAUUACUAUAUUAUUAUUUCUGAGAAACGUUGCUUCCAUUCAGGUUUUGUUUUCAUCCUUCAAAGAUCGUUGUCAAAGACUAUUCCACAAGCAAGAAAUAAAGGAAAUUAAAAUAAGUUAAUUUUCUAGAUGAUUAAUGGUUCUUAGCGGAGAAAUUGUCAUAGUCGAUCGAACCAAAUUCGGCAUGUUUUGUCUGAACUUGAAUCAGCCGUUUAGAUCAGUUCAGUUGUGAUAUUUUACUUUUGAUUAUUGGCUCCUAUAAUUUUCACGCCUUCACCCGUGCCUUUUUAGGCAAUAGUAGCCCCGUAAAUGAAAUUUUAUGGUACUUAUUUUCAUUUUUCUCUUUCCUUCUUAAAAUUAGAAUCAUCUCGCCGAAAACAAUCUUGUUCACAGAGACCUUGCUGCCCGUAAUGUUCUUGUUGGCCAUGACAACCAAAUCAAAGUGUCAGACUUUGGGUUGAUGAGACAAAUCUAUGAAGAUGUGAGCAGCUCAGCGAAGUCCAAAAAACUUCCUGUAAAAUGGAUGGCCCCCGAAGCACUUUAUCAAGGCCUUUACACCACCAAAAGUGAUGUGUGAGUAUAAAAAAAUCCCACUCUUUUAAACUCAUUUCGAUAAAUUACUGCUCAGAAAACCUCAGCCAGCUUCCCUAAAAGUCGUGAUCAGCGAGUUUAUUUCAAACCGAUCUAGAAUUUCAGUGGUUAUAGUGGCUGAUUUCGUACUUGUCAAUAUAAUUUCGACUCGGGACUACAUAGUUUGCAUAUAAGUCCUGAGCGAGAGCGGCGUCUGCUGAAUUCUUAAUUCGGAGUGUACGUAAAGAUCAUUUAGUUACGAUUAUGCGGCAGACCCGUCACCUAAAUUGGUAUUCUUUUCCGAUCCCUACUCUGUUAACCUUGCUAGGCCAUUGGCUAAGGGCUUUGAGCAGCUGAGGCCUGGUGUCAUAGGGUUAAGUCAAGAGCGAAGGCAUGGAAAGGUGGAGAUACGCCCUUUUGCCUUAAGUUCAUCAAGUAAAGAGAAGAGAAGAAAAGUAAUGUUAAUGCAGUGGGGAUAUUCACGACCUCUGUGCUUUUCUCUAUAGUUGGUCUUUUGGUGUUGUUCUUUGGGAGAUGGCUACAUUGGGUGAGUAGACCGUCACACACUAAUCAUGUAAACUCCCAAGGCGAGGGGAAUCCCAAGAACUCUCCUCCUUGUUGCCACGGGGUAUAUGACUUGAAUUGUGCGACUGAUAUCAAAGGACGACACUGGGACUUAAAGAGUGAGUCCUUAUUAAAUAAGGUUAUUGUUACCAGGAAACAGGCUGAUACCUGAUGACUUUUAUUUGUGGCAAGCUUGGCACUUUUGUUUUGAACUAGGCUCUAUGUCUGAUAAGUGAUAAUCGGCAUCAAAUAUGCACGCAUUAGUUGUUUUCUGGAAAGAGGAGCCUUAUUACUAAGCACCCUGUUUUCUUUGACGACACAUUUCAAUGCAAUUCUGACCCCUGCUCAAUCACUAUUCUAUUGCAAAACGGCAUUAUUGAGUGCGGGGGAAUGAAGAGUCGUCGACAUUGACAUUUCCAGGUAAAAGCUAUCCAGAGGAAUGAGCCAUAUUUUCAAAUAAUAACAUGUAUAUUUUUUCUUUCGCAUAACGUGAUCAGGAGGCGUACCAUACCCCACGCUGACCAACUCAGAGUUGUAUCGACUGCUUGGCACUGGUUAUCGCAUGGAAAGGCCUGACAUGUGCUCCGAUGAUGUGUACGUUUCUUGAUCAGAAUAGUCUUAGAACUAACAAAAAGAUUCGAUCUUUUUAGUUAUAAAUAGGCUUGAAAGUUGCAGAGGACAAGUCGGUUUCGAUUUUGACGUUUUCUUCGAUCAAAUUGAUUACUGAACAGAUGGAUGGCAAAAUCUUAGCUUAAAUAUUUGUUUCAUACAGUGAUAUGAUAGUGUUAUUAAACAGAGAUCGACAGAGCAAGAAUUAGCCUGCGAGCAAGCUCUCCAUUUGGGCGAGGAAAACGAACCGCGCGAGUACGCGCGAGCGGGGGGCCCCUCGCUGUCGUGUUUCCUCUGGCGUGUCGCACUUGCGUGUACUUGAAGAGAUCCCCCAAAUGGAGAGCUUGCUCGCAGGCUUGGCAAGAAACCGACAAGCCUAAUGAUCCGGGGUGAGUGGCUCCCAGCUGGUCUAAAGGAAAACUCUUCCACUUAAUCGGAAAAACGGUGUCUAUACAUGUAAUAAUGGAUUGGAACUCUGACUAACUUCAAUUGUUUUUUUUGUUUUUUUGUCCAUAACAGAUAUGAGCUGAUGGCUGACUGCUGGAAAGAGGAACCUCCCUCUCGUCCCAGUUUCUAUCAACUGAUCGAAAAACUGGAGGUGAUAAUGGAGAGAGAUGCACCAUACUUGCAUCUAAACGAACACAAUGAAGAUCGUCCAUAUUACAACGUGCCACCUGAAGCUAGUGGUGAUUAA
Molecule: messenger RNA, 20337 nt
Organism: Porites lobata
Lineage: Eukaryota; Metazoa; Cnidaria; Anthozoa; Scleractinia; Poritidae
Source: the annotation of a GenBank genome assembly